AUGGGUCUGAAAAGAAAAGCUUCAAGGAUUAACUCUAUGGAAAUGGGAUCUGAUGAAGCUUUUGAUCAGUUGCUACAACCUGAAUAUAAAGGUAAAGGAUUGACUGAUCAAAUCAACACAGCUGAUGACAAAUGGAAUUUGUUACCAGCGUUUUUGAAGGUAAAGGGGUUGGUAAAACAACAUCUUGAUUCGUUCAAUUACUUCGUUGAUGUUGAUUUAAAGAAGAUCAUUAAGGCCAAUGAAUUAGUCUUGUCUGAUGUUGAUCCAGAGUUUUAUUUGAAAUAUCUCGAUAUUAGAAUAGGUCAUAAAUCAACGUCUCCUCCAGGAACCAAAGAAGUGAUAUUACCGCCACAUGAAUGCCGUUUGCGUGACUUGACUUAUUCUGCACCUAUAUAUGUUGAUGUGGAAUAUACAAGGGGCCGCAAGAUUAUUAUGCAUAAAGACCUUGAAAUCGGUAGGAUGCCGAUUAUGUUGCGUUCCAACAAGUGUAUUUUAGAUGGAAUUGAUGAGCAACAAAUGGCACGUUUUGAUGAAUGCCCGUUGGAUCCCGGUGGAUACUUUAUUGUCAACGGGACGGAGAAGGUUAUUUUGGUUCAAGAACAAUUAUCCAAGAACAGAAUUAUUGUAGAAGCUGACGAGAAGAAGAAUAUAGUUCAAGCAUCUGUCACUUCUUCUACCCAUGAACGUAAAUCCAAAACCUACGUUAUAACUAAGAACGAUAAUAUCUAUUUGAAGCAUAACUCUAUUAGUGAAGAUAUUCCUAUCGUUAUUAUAUUGAAAGCUGCAGGUAUUACUUCAGAUUUGGAAAUUUUACAGUUGGUUUGUGGUCAAGACCCUCAGUAUCAAGAUUUAUUUGUAGUCAAUUUUGAAGAGGCGGCAAAAUUGGAGAUCUUCACUCAACAACAGGCGUUGAACUAUGUUGGUAAGAGAGUUAAGACUAUAAGAAGAGCAGGUGCCCCUAAACUAUCUCAAAUGCAAGAAGGUAUUGAAGCAAUUGCAACUACUAUUAUUGCUCAUUUAACUGUAUCUGACUUACAGUUCCGUGAAAAAGCGUUAUAUAUUGCGGCAAUGGCAAGACGUGUUUUGAUGACUAUGCAUAAUCCAAAAAUGGUCGAUGAUAGAGAUUAUGUCGGUAAUAAGAGAUUAGAAUUGGCAGGUCAGUUGAUGUCUUUAUUAUUUGAAGAUUUAUUUAAGAAGUUUAAUUCUGAUUUCAAAGCUAAUAUUGACAAGAUCUUGAAAAAGCCAAGCCGUGCUCUGGAGUUUGAUGCAUUAUUAUCUAUAAACAUUCAUUCUAAUAAUAUAACCAUGGGUUUGAAUAGAGCUAUAUCUACCGGUAAUUGGUCUUUGAAACGUUUCAAGAUGGAAAGAGCUGGUGUUACCCAUGUUUUAUCAAGAUUGUCAUAUAUUUCUGCCUUAGGUAUGAUGACUCGUAUCUCUUCCCAAUUCGAAAAGUCACGUAAAGUUUCUGGUCCAAGAGCUUUACAACCAUCUCAAUUCGGUAUGUUAUGUACUGCAGAUACACCCGAAGGUGAAGCCUGUGGGUUGGUUAAGAAUUUAGCAUUGAUGACGCACAUUACAAGUGACGAUGAGGAAUUACCUAUCAAAAAGUUAUGUUACGUAUUAGGUUGCGAAGAUAUACUCGGUAUCGAUUCGGCGACUUUAUACGCAGAUGGUAAUUUUGGUGUUUGUGUUAACGGUACUUUAAUUGGAUGCACUAGAUUCCCUGUGAAGUUUGUUCUGGACUUCCGUAACUUAAGAAGAUCCGGUAAAGUAUCAGCAUUUAUUUCUAUCUACACCAACUCGCAUCAAAAGGCUGUGCAUAUUGCAACUGACGGUGGUAGAAUUUGUAGACCAUUAAUCAUCAUAGGCGAGAAGAACAAAUCGAAAGUCAAUGAGCAUCAUUUAGCAAAGCUAUUAUCAGGUAAGUGGGCAUUCGAUGACUUUUUAAAGGAUGGAUUAGUUGAAUAUUUGGACGUGAAUGAGGAGAAUGAUUCUUUAAUUGCCUUAUAUGAACAUGAUUUGGUAGAACACUCUUAUCAAACCUUCACACAUAUGGAAAUUGAACCAUUCACUGUAUUGGGUGCAGUUGCAGGCUUAAUCCCAUAUCCACAUCAUAAUCAAUCGCCAAGAAAUACAUAUCAAUGUGCUAUGGGUAAGCAAGCGAUUGGUGUCAUCGGUUAUAAUCAAUUUAGAAGAAUUGAUACUUUAUUAUACUUAAUGGUAUACCCUCAACAACCAAUGGUUAAGACUAAGACUAUUGAAUUGAUCGACUACGAUAAAUUGCCUGCCGGACAAAAUGCUGUUGUUGCUGUUAUGUCUUAUUCAGGUUACGAUAUUGAAGAUGCCUUGGUUUUAAAUAAAUCUUCUAUAGAUCGAGGUUUUGGUCGUUGUCAAGUUUUACGUAAGAAUACCAUCACAUUAAAAAGAUACCCAAAUCAUACUAAAGAUUUGGUGUCUGGUAUGAGGGUGGACGAAAAUGGUGAGCCUAUAUUCCCACAUGCAGCAUUAGGGCCAGAUGGCUUAGGUGAAGUUGGGAUGAAGGUAGAGAAUGGUCAGGUUUAUGUUAAUAAAUGUGUUCCUAAUAAUGCCGGUGAAUCCGUUUUGGGGUCUAAUGAUCAACAGCAUAAUCAACAGCAAACAGCUGAAAGCCAUAGAGAAGUUCCAGCAUUUUAUAAGGCACCUGAACCUGCAUAUGUCGAUCAAGUCAUGAUGUCCGUAAGUGAUAAUGACCAAGCUUUAAUUAAAGUCUUGUUGAGACAAACUAGAAGACCUGAAUUAGGUGAUAAGUUCUCCUCUAGACAUGGACAAAAGGGUGUUUGUGGUAUCAUCGUUCAACAAGAGGACUUACCUUUCAAUGAUGACGGUAUCUCGCCGGAUAUCAUUAUGAACCCACAUGGGUUCCCAUCUCGUAUGACGGUUGGUAAGAUGAUUGAAUUGAUCUCUGGUAAGGCCGGUGUAUUGAAUGGUUCAUUGGAAUAUGGUACAUGUUUCGGUGGAUCAAAAUUAGAAGAAAUGUCAAGAACAUUAGUUGAUAAGGGGUUCAGCUACUCUGGUAAAGACAUGUUAUAUUCUGGUAUUACCGGUGAAUGUCUUCAAGCAUAUAUUUUCUUUGGUCCUAUCUAUUAUCAAAAAUUAAAGCAUAUGGUUUUAGAUAAGAUGCAUGCAAGAGCAAGGGGUCCAAGGGCCGUAUUGACAAGGCAGCCUACAGAAGGUAGGUCAAGAGAUGGUGGUUUGAGAUUGGGUGAAAUGGAAAGAGAUUGUGUUAUUGCUUAUGGUGCGUCACAGUUAUUAUUGGAAAGAUUAAUGUUAUCGUCUGAUGCAUUUGAAGUCGAUAUUUGCAAUCAAUGUGGUUUAAUGGGUUACAAUAGUUGGUGUACUAGUUGUAAAAGCUCAGAAUACAUCAUCAAGAUGACAAUUCCUUAUGCUGCUAAAUUGUUGUUCCAAGAGUUAUUGUCUAUGAAUAUCGCACCAAGAUUGAAAUUAGGUGAUGUAUUUUAA
This is a messenger RNA of Debaryomyces hansenii CBS767, 3498 nucleotides long. RefSeq names its product DNA-directed RNA polymerase III core subunit. Gene Ontology annotation, biological process: DNA-templated transcription. Gene Ontology annotation, cellular component: RNA polymerase III complex. NCBI's taxonomy places the organism in Eukaryota, Fungi, Ascomycota, Pichiomycetes, Serinales, Debaryomycetaceae. Gene Ontology annotation, molecular function: DNA binding; DNA-directed RNA polymerase activity; ribonucleoside binding. Bases 1 to 3498 code for a protein of 1165 amino acids. The transcript has a single exon. The record is from RefSeq and is a predicted model, not a curated record.